UUUUGCAGUUUGGCAAGACCGCUCGAAAUUAGCCUGAAAAUGGUGAUUUUAAUCAAACUAUGUGUUUUUUAGCUUAAUAUAUGGACCACAAGAUAUUUUUUUCGCUGAAAGUGCUUAAAUUGAAGUGUUCUUUAAGAUUUUAGAACUGCUCUGGGAGACGGCAAGUGAAGAAUGGGAUAAUGUUGCUAAUGCAAAGUUAUCUAAAGUACAAGGAAAACGGCUGGAAAUGCGCAACAUUGCUUCAGAGUUCUGGACUUGACAAUCGGCAAGGCGAUGGUUUUCCUUUUUUUCGUGUAUAAGGUUGACGGAGAUAAAAGUUUCGACAAGAAUAUACACUCGAUAGCUGUCAUUAAUGGAUUUUAGAAAAAUUAUCAAUUGUUUGACAAUAAACUGCCGGCAUAUUUACGAUUUUGUUUAUAUUAACAUUUCCUUGCAAAAUAUCAUUCAUAAUGGCCUUAUUGUACGUUCUAUCCAUUUUGAUAGUUUACCUGAUCCAAAAUAGUGUUUCUUUCGACCCUUCGGGUUAUAUGGUUUACUGCCCAUGUAUGGGCCGCUUUGGAAAUCAAGCUGAUCAUUUCCUCGGCUCAUUGGCCUUUGCCAAGGCCCUGAACAGAACCCUAGUGUUGCCCCCUUGGAUUGAAUAUAGGUAUGGGGAGCGGCUCCCAAAAAUUGUGCCUUUUAGCACCUACUUUACGACGGCUCCACUGCUGGAGUUUCACAAAGUUAUCCCAAUGAAGACCUUUAUGGAUUCGAUUGCCCCUUAUGAAUGGCCCAGUAAGCAACGGGUAGUUUUCUGCUAUAUGGCCAGAGGUAAGGUACUUGUAGUAAUGUAUAAAUCCACACUUGCCUCUCCGUUACUUUUAGGCGAUAGUAAGUCAUGCAAUGCAAAAGAAGGCAACCCCUUCGGGGCUUUUUGGGACUCCAUUCAGGUGGAUUUUGUUGACUCAGAGUUUUAUGGCCCUUUACACCAUGAUGUAAGUAACGAGGAUAUAGUGAAGAAGUGGAAAGAGAUUUACCCACCAGACAAGUGGCCAGUUUUAGCAUUUACUGGUGCCCCAGCAAGUUUUCCUGUAGCCGAUGAGAAUCGCCAUAUUCACAAACACCUCGUCUGGUCGAAAGACAUCGAAGACAAGGCGAAAAAGUUCUUGAGCAGCCGAAUGCCCAAAGGUGCUUUCAUAGGCAUUCACUUGAGAAAUGGGGUUGAUUGGGUGCGAGCUUGCAAACAUAUCCCAGAAAGCCCCAAUCUGUUUGCCGCCCCCCAAUGUCUCGGCUACAGGAACGAGAAAGGUAACGCUACUGCAGAAAUGUGUUUGCCUUCGAAAGAACAAAUUGUGAAACAGCUGAAAAAGGCCAUAAAGAACAUGAACGAUUUAGCUAAAGUAGACAGUCACAAGACUGUUCGGGCGGUUUUUGUGGCUUCCGAUAACCAUCACAUGAUAGAGGAAUUGCGAAGUGCCUUACAUAAGUUGAAAGUGACAGUGGUCAAAUUGAACACCCCAGACCCUCAUGUAGAUUUAGCAAUUUUGGGAAAGUCAAAUGUUUUUAUAGGAAAUUGUAUAUCGUCAUUCAGUGCCUUUGUGAAAAGAGAACGGGAUUCUAGGGGUGCCCCCUCGUUGUUUUGGGGCUUCCCUGUUACGAGGUCCAGAGCUAAAUAUCGAGACGAACUGUAAACGUGGAAAUAUUUGUGGACAAAGUUAUCAUAAGACUGAUUGAGUUUUUAGGAAAUUUGCCCUAUAACCUGUCAAUUGAGAAAUUUGGUUAAAGAAAUAAGCAUUUUAGUGUUUCUAAAUAAGCAAGAUAAACCGUUAAAUGUACUAGAUGGGGAUUAUUUUAAUUCUCUUGAUAGCUCAGUUUCUAAAGCUGGGUGGCAGGCAGACUUGACUAUAAAAGGGCCCAGAGUAAGGUGAGGCCUCCUUGUUUAAUGUUUUGGGGUGCACAAUCUUAAAAACUAAAUAUUUUCGCCGUUAUCGCCGAUUGUACUGACAAAAAAAUAAAAUGAGCUAUAAUGAAACGCUCGCGAAUUGCAUGCAUGGGCCAACUUGAAAUACAUUUGUGUCGAUAUUAAGGUUGUACAAGAGAGACAUCCAUUAUUAAACCCAUAUUUACUGAGCUGGCAAAAAUUGGAAUAUGGACGAUUUUUUAAAAAUAUUUAUGUGAUUCUAAAACGACGUGUUUUCUAAAGACUGGAAAUUUGGAAUUGCCUUUUGCGAUAGUUUCGAAGAAACAUUUUUUUUAAGGAGAGAGCGCUUUUAUCAAACUGACAGAAAUCCAUAUUUCAGGUAAUUUUUACAUUAAACAUUCACCAUUUUUUAGUCAAAUAUCUUCUAAAUACUUGCGAAAACUUCAAAUCACCAAUUGAAUUACUUUGAAAGAUUCAAAUAUUUGGAGAAGCGAGCGCACUUAAGUAGGAACGUCCAUUAUUGGACUCAUCUAUCUCAAGCUGAAAAAAUUACUAUUUGAGGUGAUUUUUACGAGACAUUUCUCAUUCUUCUAGUCAAGUGUCUUGUAUAGGUCGUAAAAAUUUCAAAUUGUUAUUUGGGUUAGUUUGGAAGAAUACAACUUUUGUAACUAG
This is a messenger RNA of Dendroctonus ponderosae (mountain pine beetle), 2572 nucleotides long. RefSeq names its product GDP-fucose protein O-fucosyltransferase 1. Gene Ontology annotation, biological process: Notch signaling pathway; protein O-linked glycosylation via fucose. Lineage: Eukaryota; Metazoa; Arthropoda; Insecta; Coleoptera; Curculionidae. Bases 450 to 1670 code for a protein of 406 amino acids. Gene Ontology annotation, molecular function: peptide-O-fucosyltransferase activity. The transcript has 4 exons. The record is from RefSeq and is a predicted model, not a curated record.